AUGGGCGCCGCAGCCAAAUUCGUUGACGCCGACGACCCGCUGCAAAUCUCCCUCCAGGACAACCUUCGCGACAUGAACGUGAACACAUUCAGCGCCCUCGCCGCAGCAAAGGAAGCCGUCGCGUCGUUUGCAGCCCUACCAGAAGAAAGCAAAGCGCCCCGGACCUUCAUCUUCACAGGAAAUGCUAUGAAUAAUCUGCCUAUCCCAGCGCUGAUGAGUGCGGGCAUGGGCAAGAGCGCUACGGCGCAUAUGAUCAUGACAGCUGCGCACGUUUAUGCCGGACGUGGAUACAGGUGGGGAGUCUGCUUUACAUGCUACAUCUGA
This is a messenger RNA of Didymosphaeria variabile, 324 nucleotides long. RefSeq lists its product as uncharacterized. The coding region runs from base 1 to 324 and encodes 107 amino acids. The record is from RefSeq and is a predicted model, not a curated record. NCBI's taxonomy places the organism in Eukaryota, Fungi, Ascomycota, Dothideomycetes, Pleosporales, Didymosphaeriaceae. The transcript has 2 exons.